AUGGAAGCCCCCCUAUCAAGCAAGAAAGAAGCGGCUCUUCCCACGGCGGAGUCCGCAUUGACUCUAUUUAUUAUUAUGGUAAAUCAGUGUAUCAAGAUGUCAAUCUUAGAUCUUAUUUCGGUUCGAUACGUCCACCUACUAGACUCACCUUUGGCUUUCGUCUCGAAACGACGCGAAAAAUCCAGACCCGGAAAGGGGAAGGGCCAGUGGUGGGCAUUUGGGAAAGUCGGGCCGAUCGGGUGUCUUCAUUCAAGCGACGGUACAGAAGAAGAACGAAACGAAGUGAGAGGCCGGGGGGCAGGGAAAAGAGUCGAGUCGAUCAGGCUCGACGACCGGGAGAAGCAAAACGAAAUCCGGAUUUGGCCGAAAAAGAAGCAACGCUAUGGAUACCAUGACCGAUCACCAUCGAUAAAGAAGAAUCUUUCUAAAUCACUUCGGGUCAGCGGGGCCUUCAAGCAUCCGAAAUACGCCGGGCUUGUAAAUGACAUAGCCCUCCUAAAUGACGACUCCUUCAGAAAAACGAAGUUAUUCAAGUUCUUUUUCUCAAAGAAGUCCCCCUCCGACAGCCCGACGAGUCAUCCACUUAAAAGGACCCUCCCUGCGGUGCGCCCUUCCUUGAAUUAUUCGGUCAUGCAAUACUUAUUGAAGACAAAGAACCAAAUGCAUUUCGACCCCGUCGUAGUUCUCAAUCAUUUCGUGGAACCGGGCGUGGUUGAACCAUCUACCAUGGGGGGAGCUAAUGCACAGGGAAGAAGCUUAGAUAAGAGAAUACGUUUCGCUUUUUUUGUCGAAAGCUCGACCAGCGAGAAAAAGUUUUUGGCCGAAGACAAAAAGUUGACCCACUUCAUUCGCUGGUCGGAUCAUCCUCGCUUCGCGGGAACAACAAAAACCACCAUCUCGCUCUUUCCUUUCUUCGGUGCUACCUUUUUCUUUCCAAGGGACGGGGUUGGGGUGUAUAAGAACCUUUUUUUUGAGUAUGCCCGGGAACAACUCCUACGAAAAUUCAGGAAAAAAUGUUGGAACCUCACGGCUAAGGAUAAGGUAAUGGAAUUGAUAGAGAAAUUCAUAGACCUAGGUGGGAUAGGAGAAUUGAUAAAGGGAAUAGAGAUGAUGAUAGAGAUCAUACUGAGAAACAGAAGAAUUCCGUACGGGUACAACUUUUAUUUGAACGAAGUGAAAAAAAUGCGAUCUUUGUUGUCUAAUAGAACAAAGACUAAUACCUUAAUUGAGUCGGUCAAGAUCAAAUCUGUUUAUCAAAGUGCUUCUCCGAUUGCUCAAGAUAUCUCUUUUCAACCGAGGAACAAAACAAGAUCAUUUCGCUCCAUUUUUAGUCAAAUAGUGAAGGAUAUUCGAUUAGUAAUGAAAAAAGGGGUGGAGGGGAUCCGUAUAUGUUGUUCAGGUCGAUCAGAAGGUGCAGAAAUAGCUAGAACUGAAUGCGGAAAGUAUGGAAAAACAUCUAGUAAUGUAUUUAACCAGAAAAUAGAUUAUGCUCCUGCGGAAGUAUCUACUCGUUACGGAAUCUCAGGCAGAUGUAGUAGGGGUUGCAAACCGGACGGUACACGACUUGGUUUUGGAAGAUAUGGCACUAAAAGUUUGAGAGCUGGUCGUCUUUCAUAUCGAGCCAUUGAAGCAGCGCGUCGAGCUAUAAUUGGGCAAUUCCAUCGUACUAUGAGCGGACAAUUCCGAAGAAAUGGUAAGAUAUGGGUAAGAGUUCUCGCAGAUCUCCCUAUUACCGGGGAACCUACAGAAGUCAGAAUGGGAAGAGGAAAAGGAAAUCCUACGGGUUGGAUUGCUCGUGUGUCCACAGGACAAAUCCCAUUUGAAAUGGAUGGUGUGAGUUUGUCAAAUGCUCGACAAGCCGCUACAUUAGCGGCGCAUAAACUAUGUUCGUCAACCAAGUUUGUUCAGUGGUCGUAA
Lactuca virosa is the source of this 1917-nucleotide messenger RNA. NCBI's taxonomy places the organism in Eukaryota, Viridiplantae, Streptophyta, Magnoliopsida, Asterales, Asteraceae. The record is from the annotation of a GenBank genome assembly.